AUGCAAAGCAGUUUGUUGAAGCGCAUCAGCGCGUUCAGGAGCAAGGAGGAGCUGCUCGAGUUUGUGGCGUGCUACCACAUGCUGCUGGACCCCAUAAACCUCGUGACCUGCCUGUACCGCCUGGCCAAGAUGUCGUUCAGCCAGCGCAGCCGCAGCGUGUACCUGCAGGAGCUCCAGCGCUCCGCGACGUUCCAGCUGCUGCUGAGAAGCAUCAGCUCUCAGUUCCUGCACGCGCAGCUGCUGCACAUGCAGCACCAGGCCGACCCCAAGGGCGUGGACGCGCGCUGCCUUGCCAACCUGGUGUGGGCGCUUGCGAAGCUGGACCUGUCGAGCGACGAGGCGGCGCUCUCCACUGAGAUCGCGCUCAACGUGGCGCCCUUCGUCCUGCGGUGCCUCGGCGGCUCCAGCCCGCAGGGCCUUGCCAACAUGCUGUGGAGCUACGCGAAGCUGCCAGUUGCGCCGCCGGACGUGGUCGCUGCACUGCUGUCGAAGAUCACCGCCGAGCUCGGCGCGUCGCUGCGCGCCGGCGGCGACGACGCGAAGCCCUUUGACGCGCAGGCGCUCAGCAACAGCGCGUGGGCGCUCGCGCACCUCAAGUCGCGCGGCGCCGAGCUGGAGAGCUACGGCGGCAUCGCGGUCGCGUUCCUCGAGGCGGUCGCGGCGGCCGCGAGCCGCAUGCUCGCGCACCUGCAGCCGCAGCUGCUCGCGCUGCCGCGGCCGCCCGGCGGCGGCGCUGGCGGCUGCGGCGGCGCGCCGGACGCCGCGCAGCUGCUCGCGGCGGCCGAGGCGGACUUCAGCUGCCAGGCGCUCGUGAACAUCUGCUGGGCGCUCGCGACCAUUGCCGGCCCCGCGUGCGGCGCGCACCCGCCGUUCCGGCAGCUCUUCUCUCUCUUCUCUGUUGUCAAUUCGGAGGCGGUCGGCCGCCUCCGCGCGACGGCCGCGCUGCUGCGCGCGCGGCGGCCGCUGCCAUACCAUGGGGCGGGCGGCUUCAACGAGCAGGCGCUAUCCAAUGCAGUGUACGCGUUUGACAAGGCCGGCCUGCUGCAGACUGAGCUUCUGACGGCCAUCUUCGAGGUCGCGACCCUGAGGCUCCAAAUCAACAGCGGCGCCGGCGCCGGCGCCGACGGCGGCGCGGCGCUGGGCUUCAAGCCGCAGGAGCUGUGCACGCUCCUGAAGGCUUGCCACACGGGCGUCGCGCCGCCGUGGGCGUUUCUGUCCGCGCUGCUCGACCUGCUGGCGGCGCGGCCAGCGGCGGUGGACGGAUGGGGGCUGGCGGAGAAAGCCGAGCUGCAGCGCGCGUACGUUCUGUACUCCCAGCAGCAGCAGCAGCAGCAUGCUGCUGCGGCGGCGGCGGCGUCCGCCGCCGCGCAGCGCGUUUUUGGAGGGGGCGCGGGCGAGGCGGCGCUGCUUGCGGGGCUGGGGCUGCUGGGCGCGCAGCAGCAGCAGGAGCAGCACACCGCCGCGGCAGCAGCGGCGGCGCAGCAGCAGCAGGCGCUGGCCGCAGCGGUCGCCGUGUUCGAGCGCCAGCAGGCACUGCAGCAGGCGCAGCAUCAGCAGCAGGUGGUGUCGGCUGUCGCGGGGGCGCAGCAGCUCGCUGCGGCGCAGCGACCAGGGCCGCACCAGCGGGCACCGGCGGGCGCGGGCGCCGCCGCGCGGCCGCCGCCGGCGCCCACGCCGGCGUUUGGUGCUGUGCACGCGUACGGCGGUACAAGCGCGCCGUUUGGCGGCCGCGGCGGCGCCGGCGCGCAGCCCGGGAUGCCGCUGUCUACUGCUCUGUUUGAGGCGCCCCUCCUUGGCGGCGCCCCGCCUGCCGCCGCGUCGCCUCCCUCCCCGUCGCCCCGCGCGACCGCGCCCUCGGGCCUCCCGCCCGCCGCCCCCGGCGUCGACCGGGCCAGCAACAAGCAGCAGCGCGCCCGCCUCGCGCACGCGCCGCAGCAGCAGCAGAUGCUGCUUUACGCGCAGACGCAGCAAUGGCUCGCGGACGAAGGGCUUGCUACAUCAACCGCCGGCUCGCUGGGCGGCGGGAGCGCGAGCAGCGGCGGCUGGGGCGGUGGCGCGGGCGAGGGCGGAGGCGGCGGGGCGGUGGACGGCGCGGCCCUGCGGCCGUGGCUACUGGAGGCGGCGGCGGCGAUGCCGCUCGGCGGCGCGCGGGCGUGA
Molecule: messenger RNA, 2157 nt
Organism: Monoraphidium neglectum
Lineage: Eukaryota; Viridiplantae; Chlorophyta; Chlorophyceae; Sphaeropleales; Selenastraceae
Exons: 5
Coding region: 1-2157 (718 amino acids)
Biological process (GO): chloroplast rRNA processing; regulation of mitochondrial mRNA stability; mitochondrial RNA processing
Cellular component (GO): ribonucleoprotein granule; mitochondrial matrix
Molecular function (GO): RNA binding
Source: RefSeq, a predicted model, not a curated record